AUGGUCGUGAUUGACGUCUCGAAGCAGCUGAAAAGCUUCCUGACGGACUCGGCUGUUUUAAAUCAUUUGCCUCCGGAGCUGCUUGAUAUUAUCCGGCAACAAUCAACAGCUAAGUUGUUGGACGCCGUUGCGCAAGCUGCUCUCUGUCCGCCACUUACAGAGCAGUAUGCCUCCUCCGCACAGCUGUCGCUUCCCAUGUUCGAUGAGGUUUUCUUGUCAGCUCUCGGCGAGCACGAUCUGCUGGAAAGUCUCAUCACGGUAUGGAGACUGUUGAAUUUGGAUUUGCGUACUUACAGCCCUAUCGCAUCCACCUCGUAUAUGCAAGAACUCUUCAUCCAUGAAAGUCGGCCAAUCCGAUACCUCGCCAUCCGAAUAUUCUGCUUGCUUUUGCAUUCAUCAGACUUCAAACUCGAGCGCCUAAUCCUCCAACAUAUCGGCAAGGGCGACUCAGUCCUUGGACACGUCGAUGGCGUCGCUGUCGAUUUCGCCUUUCUCCCUUUAUAUGAACAUGACCGAGCACAAAAAGUUCUUGCUCUACGAAGGCAUGUCUCCGAUAACGCUGGGACUCGUGGCGAGAAAGAAGUCUUUCAAAGCCUAACGCCCUAUGUCAUCUCUUAUGGAGACGUUUUACUUCCUCGACCUCACGGACCGAUUGCGGAGCCGUCACGUCUGGUGAUGACGAGCACCACGACCAAAAACUUGGAACGGCUGGCGACUUUGUUACGAACUGAAGACCCUGUACUUAUUUGCGGAGCAAAUGGAGCGGGUAAAACGUCCCUCGUGCACGAAAUCGCUACGCAACUCGGCAUGCAUUCCAGUAUGGUCACUCUGCAUUUGAACGAACAGACUGAUGCAAAGAUGCUUAUCGGGCUGUAUUCAACAAAUAGCAAACCUGGAAGUUUCCAGUGGCGUCCUGGCGUCUUGACGACAGCAGUGAGGGAGGGUCGCUGGGUGCUGGUCGAGGAUCUGGACAGAGCACCCACAGAGGUGCUUAGCACACUCCUUCCUCUCAUUGAGCGCAAAGAGCUUCUUGUUCCCAACCGUGGUGAGAGAAUCAGAGCUGCAAAUGGCUUCCGGCUUUUUGCCACCAUUCGAACUUCAAGGGGGAUGCAUGGCCGUGAGAACCUCGCCUCCUUUGUCGGCAUGCGGUUCUGGCAGACGUUGCACGCCAAUCCCCUUCCUCCACCUGAGCUCGAAGAGGUCGUCUUGAAUACUUAUCCUAUGCUGCGGAAAUUUUUGACCGGCAUUCUGGCCGUCCAUGACCGGCUCAGGCAACUGGGGAGUAAUGCUAGCCUUCAUGGAAGAAGCGUGAUGGAUCGGCAAGUGAAUCUCCGUGACCUCCUAAAAUGGUGUCGGAGGCUAAAGGAGUGUCUUUUGCUGGCUGGCUCAAGGACUGGUGAGGAGCUCAUAAGUGAGACAACACGAGACUGGAUGUUUAUGGAGGCCAUGGACUGCUUUGUUGGCAGCUGUCCCGAUGUUGAGCUGGGGAAGCAUCUGACAUACGCAAUAGCUGAGGAGAUGCACAUGUCCAAAGAUCGGGCAGAUCACUACCUGACUGCUAAUAUACCCCCUUUGGACGAAGCUGACCGCGUUUUCAGUAUUGGCAGAGUUCAGCUGCUGAAGAAGAAGAAGCUAUAUUCUAGAUUGCAAAAAUCCAAGCGCCCAUUUGCAAGCACGGCACACGCCAAAAGACUCUUGGAACAAAUCGCUGUAGCCGUGAAACUCGAGGAGCCCGUGCUUUUAGUUGGCGAAACGGGUAUUGGCAAGACGACUGUUGUGCAGCAGCUCGCGGAAUCGCUAGGCCAUAAGCUGAUUGCCGUGAAUCUUUCGCAGCAGAGCGAAGUUGGCGAUUUACUCGGGGGAUUCAAGCCCGUCAAUAUCCGCAACCUGGCAGUUCCCUUGAAAGAGGAGUUUGAAGACUUGUUUGCGGCUACCGGUAUUUCGUCAUCCAAGAAUCAGAAAUAUCUGGAGCAAAUCGGUAAAUGUUUUGCCAAAUCACAGUGGUCCAGGCUCUCGAAGCUGUGGAAGGAAGCGCCAAAGAUGUUCGUCAAGAUUGUUACCGAGUUGGAGCAUGUUCAUGGGGAGCAGGGCGACUCCCAGGAUGGCAGUGAGCAGCCCCCCAAGCGUCGAAAGACACAAUCCAAACUUCAAACACUGUCCGAACUACGGCCGCGCUGGGAUUCAUUUGCUCAAAACUUGGACCAAUUUGAUGUUCAAGUAUCUGGUGGAUCCGGUGCGUUUGCGUUUAGCUUUGUUGAAGGCAACUUGAUCAAAGCUGUACGCAACGGCGACUGGGUGCUGCUGGACGAGAUUAACUUGGCCUCUGCCGAUACCUUGGAGAGCAUUGCGGACCUGCUCACCGGUCCCUGCGAACGUCCCUCAAUCUUGCUGUCUGAAACCGGGGAAAUCGAAAAGAUUGUGGCGCACCCCAACUUUCGCAUAUUUGGUGCCAUGAAUCCUGCAACUGACGUUGGCAAAAGAGACUUGCCCAUUGGGAUUCGCUCUCGCUUUACAGAGCUUUAUGUGAAAAGUCCUGAUAGCGACUUGAAAGAUCUUCUCAACAUUAUUCAAACGUACAUGGGAGGCGGAAGCACAAGGGCUGAUCAUGCAGCUGAUGACAUUGCCCGGCUUUACCUCAACACCAAACGGAUGGCUGAGGAAAAGAGAUUGGUUGACGGUGCCAACGAGGUUCCUCAUUUCAGUUUAAGAACGUUGACCAGGGUUCUCAGCUAUGUCCGUACAAUAGCUCCUCUUUAUGGCUUGCGCCGUGCUCUAUACGAAGGAUUUUCUAUGGGAUUCCUGACCCUCCUUAAUCGCGAGUCUGAGCAAAUGCUAUUGCCGCUCAUCUACCAUCAUCUUUUAGACAAACAUGGCAACCCGCAGUCCCUUCUUUCUCAGCCUCCAAAGCAUCCCAACGACGGUCGUCAAUACGUCAGAUUUGAGAAUCAGAAACGCGAUCGCCACUACUGGCUCUUUCAGGGGGAAGGGACGCCAAUCAAACGCGACGACUACAUCAUUACCCCCUACGUCGAACGAAACCUCCUCAACCUGGUCCGAGCAACUUCGACGAGGCGAUUUCCCAUCUUGAUUCAAGGUCCGACAUCCGCCGGCAAAACAAGUAUGAUUGAGUACUUGGCCAACUUUACAGGCAACAGGUUCGUCCGUAUUAACAACCACGAACAUACCGAUCUUCAGGAGUAUUUAGGUACAUACAUAUCCGGAUCGGAUGGAAAGCUGAGGUUUCAGGAAGGUCUCCUUGUCCAGGCUAUGCGACAGGGCCACUGGAUAGUCUUGGAUGAGCUCAAUUUGGCACCUACAGAUGUCCUCGAAGCUCUCAAUCGACUAUUGGAUGACAAUCGAGAACUUCUCAUCCCCGAAACGCAGGAGAUAGUACGGCCCCAUGAGAACUUCAUCUUGUUUGCAACCCAAAACCCACCUGGUUUGUACGGAGGUAGGAAAGCCUUAUCGCGAGCUUUCCGAAACCGAUUUUUAGAAUUGCACUUUGAUGACAUUCCCGAGGAUGAACUUGAGUACAUUCUCCAACAGCGAAGCCGGAAUACGUCGCCUCCUGACUGCAAGCGUAUCGUGACGGUUUACAAAGAGCUUUCUCGACUCCGUCAAACUAGCCGUCUGUUUGAGCAGAAGGAUAGUUUUGCCACACUGAGAGAUUUGUUCCGAUGGGCAUUGAGAGAAGCUGACGACAGGGAGCAGAUUGCUGUUCACGGUUUCAUGCUCCUUGCGGAACGCGUUCGUGUCGAGGAGGAGCGUAUCGCUGUCAAAGAGGUAAUAGAGAAGGUCUUCAAAGUCAACUUGGACCUCGAAAGUUUGUACUCCGCCACGAGCGCCCCUGAACUUAAGAAUCUGACAGCGAGACAAAACGCGCAAGGCGUUGUGUGGACGUAUGCCAUGAGGAGACUAUAUGUUCUGGUGUCUCGAGCUCUGAAGAAUGACGAGCCUGUUCUCCUUGUCGGUGAAACUGGAUGUGGCAAAACAACUGUAGUUCAGCUACUCGCAGAAGCCCUUAGCAAAGAGUUGCGCAUUGUUAAUGCCCAUCAAAACACUGAGACAGGGGACCUUAUUGGUUCACAGAGACCCGUGCGAAACCGUGGUGCCAUUCUGGGCUCGAUCAGUUCAGACUUGGCCAUGAUUUUCGAGCAGAUUGGCCACCAGGUCGCCGAUUCGGUAGAAGAAAUGUUGAAAGAAUACAACUCCCUGGACCCGGCAAUCAAGGAUAGUAUCCCGCAGACGAUUCGCGACCGCCUGAGGGCGAAUGAAAUAAGGUCAAAGGCCCUUUUCGAAUGGUCGGACGGCGCACUAGUUGAGGCCUUGAGAAGUGGCCAUUUCUUUCUGUUGGAUGAAAUAUCACUUGCCGACGAUUCCGUCUUGGAGCGGUUGAACUCCGUCCUGGAACCUCAAAGGACACUACUUCUGGCGGAAAAAGGCGUCGACAACUCAUAUGUGGUGGGGGCUCCCGGGUUCCAGUUCUUCGGUACAAUGAACCCAGGGGGCGAUUUCGGCAAGAAGGAGCUUUCUCCUGCACUUCGAAAUAGAUUCACUGAAAUAUGGGUUCCGCCUUUGUCCACGAGCGAAGAUAUUCACGACAUUGUUGAAGCAAAGCUUGUGGACAGAUCUAAGCACCUCGUCGAUGCCAUGGUUGAAUUUGCCCAAUGGUUUGCUCAAACAUUUCGCCCCAUGGCCAAUGGUACCUUCUCUAUCCGCGAGAUUCUUGUUUGGGUUCAAUUCAUCAAUACUUUCGAAAUGACCAAUCCACUGGUAUCCUUUGUUCACGGCGCCGCCGCCAUAUUUAUCGACAGCAUUGGUGCCAAUCCAUCUGCCAUGGUGAAUUCAGACCCAAAGACGGUCAGCUGUCAAAGGGAGGAAUGCAUCAGGAAACUCGGAGAACUCAUCGGGCAAGAUGUUUCCCACAUUUACAACGCUGAACCAGCUGUCGUGCUUACCGAUGGCAUGCUGUCGAUAGGGGACUUCAGCAUACCUCGAACUGCAACGGGAGCUGCCGAUCCGGCAUUUGCCUUCCAUGCCCCUACCACACGGCUCAACGCCAUGAGAGUGGUUCGUGCACUACAGAUGCAGAAGCCGAUCUUGCUAGAGGGUAGCCCUGGUGUUGGGAAGACUACUUUGGUUGCGGCACUGUCACGAGCAUGCGGUCAACCGUUAACCAGAAUCAACUUGUCCGACCAGACGGAUCUGAUGGAUCUGUUUGGCACGGAUGUGCCAGUCGAAGGUGAAGAGGCUGGGAAUUUUGCAUGGAGAGAUGCGCCAUUCUUGCAAGCCAUGCAAAGAGGCGAAUGGGUACUCUUGGAUGAAAUGAAUCUUGCGUCACAGUCUGUACUGGAAGGACUGAACGCCUGCCUUGACCACCGUGGUGAGGUUUAUAUUUCCGAGCUGGACCAAGUUUUCAAGAGGCAUCCAAACUUCCGUCUUUUCGCAGCCCAAAAUCCACAUCACCAGGGAGGUGGUCGCAAAGGUCUUCCAGCUUCAUUUGUCAACCGGUUCAUCGUCGUAUAUGCAGACAUCUUUCAGAAUGAGGACCUGAAGCUCAUUGCAUCCCACAAUUACCCGAAGCUGAGUGACGAAGUCAUUACCCAACUGAUUGAUUUGGUGUCCGAGAUGGAGCGACAAACCGUGGUAGUCAAGACAUUCGGAGCUAGUGGUGGGCCAUGGGAGUUUAACCUUCGAGAUGUGCUGAGAUGGCUGCAUCUACUGGAUUCCUCAGACCCUGUGCUUCAGAUUGCCGUAAUGGACGACUUCUUCGAUCUCAUAGUCAGGCAGCGAUUUCGCACGCCCAAGGAUCGAGCAGAGGCUGAUAGACUCUUCACCCGGAUCGUCGGUCGAGAACCACGGGCUCAUAAUCUUUACCGCAACCUAAACUCAAGGUUCGGUCAAGUAGGCUUUGCUUUGUUGCCCAGGAAUCUCACUGUGCAGCCUGAGCGCCUUCCGAACAUUGACGUGGUUCCCAGGCUUGCCGAAUUGGAAUCGAUCAUGGUAUGCGUCAAGCAGAAUAUCCCAUGCAUUUUGAGCAGUCCGUCGGGAUACGGCAAAUCGUCCUUGCUGAACUACAUUGCCGCGUUGUGUGGUAAACCCCUCGUGGUAUUUCCCAUGAAUGCUGAUAUCGACACCAUGGAUCUUGUUGGCGGUUUUGAGCAGGCCGAUCCGCUUCGAGAGGUCAACACAGCCUUGAUUGACCUUCGCGAAUGUCUACAGGAAUCAAUCAUGUCCCUGGUUCCCUCUGCGGUGCCAGUUGAGGCACUAAACCUGGUGCAUCUUCUUGACGCACAAAAUGGCGAUCACGAAAGUCUGUCGGCCGUUCUUACCGCCAUUGGCAAUCUGCUGGAACAGAUUCAGCCCGACUCCGACGCUGGCAUCGCGGCUAUCAGGGCGAAGAAGUUGUUGGAAGGCCCACUAGUUCUCGCCAACCCUCGGUUUGAAUGGCUGGACGGUGUCAUUGUCAAGGCUCUUGUUACUGGUCAGUGGUUAGUCUUGGAUAACGCUAAUAUGUGCAACGCAUCAGUACUGGAUCGACUCAACUCUCUGCUGGAGCCAAAUGGAUUCCUGAGUAUCAAUGAACGUUGUGAAUCCGAUGGCAAGCCAAGGAUCAUCAGACCCCAUCCUGAAUUCAGAAUUUUCUUGACCGUGGAUCCUAGAUAUGGGGAACUGUCUCGUGCCAUGAGAAAUCGAGCCGUCGAAAUUCACAUGCUCAACCCUCCGCCAGCUGCUCCUUCGUGCCUGCUCAGAAUUGCCCCCGUGGAAGGUGGGCUUCAAAGAUUCCACGACUUGCGCCUGUUGACCAACACCGCCUCGGGCGGCGCAGCGUCAACCAGUGCAUCCAGAGUAGCUGUGGAUCACCUUUCUAUGGAAGACCUGUCAUUGCUUCCUCGUUUUGUCGAGACACCCUUGGGAGCGGACGUCCAAAGCAGAGAUUUAUUAGAAGAAUCAAAAUCGGUGCUUGGCUUUUUCCAGACCCCCAACGGUUGUCAAAUCCUGCGCAGCGUCAUGCAACUAUACGCAACAUUGCCACCGUCUGGCACGGCAGGUUAUCCAGAUGCACAACCAAUUCACAUGCUAAACAACCAAGUUGUUGCCAAACUACUACCAGACGAUACGUUGGCGCCUUGGGCGGCAGUACGUUACGAGACCUCUCUUCGACUUCAUCGUGUCCGCGUAGCUAUCCAGCAAUUUCAAAGCCAGGCACAGGCAACCAGACUGGCUGCAUUGAGCCGUUUGCAGCGCUCCCUCGUUAGCCAGCGAGUUGCUGCUGUGUCGAAAGACUCGACUGUCAAACUCGGUGUCUUUUUCUCAUCAAUCAUUGAUUCGAUGGAGAGCUUCAUGGAGCACCUUCCACACUCGCGUGACAAUUUCUUUUCUCGCCUUCAACUCUUUGAAAUACUUUGUCUUUUUCUGGAACAGACCCUUUCCCUUACUUCGGGGCCAGAUUUUGAUGAAGCCUUGUUCCAGGCGCACAUCUCCCUUGGCACGAAGAAGCUGUUGUCAUUCCUCGAGGUCAUGAAAACGGAGAAAGAUUCCGCUUUCAUCUUACUAGCUGUCAGCCAAGUAUCAGGCAGCUUCAACAAUGGUUUCCAGUUAUGUACCGGCUUGAGCAUGGAAAACUUGUGGAACGCCUUUAAACCCCUUCCCAUACCCACGCAGCCUGCUUUGGACCAGUGCAUCGCACUUAAUCACCUUAGUAGCAGAUUCGAUGCCCUCCGCUGGAGAGUGUCAUCGUCUAUUACCAAUCUAUGCAAAGCACAGGAAGCGCUGGCAAAGGCGUAUGCAGUCGUGAAAUUUGGCAAUCCUUCUAGUGAUCAGCUCAUCAAAGAUCUCACCGAUGCCGUUGAAGAACUGGAGUCAGGCAUCGGUCACGAGUCUCGGGAGACAGUUCCCUUCUUCGCAACAAUUUUUGAACAUCUCAGACAAUUGAGGUUGCUUGGAGCGCUGACCAAAGAAUUUCAAGUGCCCAGGCCAGAGAGCGAGCUGGUUGUCUUGGCAAACGUACCUACCAAGGCUACAAUGAUGUUCGCCUGCGCUUCUGAAAACGCUCUGAGACUCCAAUCCAUAGACUUCCUGACAUGUCAAAACAACUUUACUUGGAAUGGCACAAUGGUCACAACGCUUUGGGAGAAACUUGGCAAGCUGAGGAGUGUUAGCUUGAGCUCCUUGGCCCUUCUAGAAACAGAAUUACCAAUUCUUGGCCAGCAGUUAGCCAGUCUGACUUCUCAAAUAACAGCAGAUCCUGUAGCAGAGCUCAACGAGCUGCUUUGGAAUUUACUGCUCGACACGUUUGGUGCACACAGCUCGCAACUCAAAGCUGAACUGUCAAAUUGUUUCACGCGCACAGAAAACGACAUUGCUACCAUUCUACGCACCGCACAGGACGGUCUCCUGUCGGCUGACGGCUUCUUCAACGAGUUCAUCCAAGCUAUCGAUGCUGCUCAUCUUCGAGAAGUUGCGUUGGAUCAUUUUGUUCCUGUAACUAUCAGUUUAGCCGCCGCCAAGGUCGAUUCAAAGAAAGCCACUUACUUCUCUUCCCUCGCAUGGCUCCAUUUUAGCAUCAGUCUCGUUAAGCUUUACGUCCCAGACAGGAUCUUUGAUCCACAGCUGCAACCAAAGGCCGAGCUCAUGUUCUUCAGGCAACUAGAAUCAUCACUGCAUGAAAAGCUAGACGCCCUGAAGGAAUUCCAGAACGGCUUUACGGGGCAAACCAUAAGUGCAAGGAUUGAUCUGGUACAGUCGCAAAUUGAUCAGCUCGGUCCUCCGCCCAAACUGGUCCGGCCUGCUUUUCGCCCAGAGAGGUCUGAGCUCAGCCAAGUACAUGCUGAAUUUGUCAACAUUCUGAGAAUAGUCACUGGCCCAGGCUUGCAACCAGCCAUGCGCGCUCCCAGUCUGAAUUGGGAUGCCAGCGAUGAAGGAAGCUUGAGAGUUGUUCGUGAAAACAUCUGUCGCCUUAUCGAUCGACUGUCUUCCCGUUUCGAGGUUUAUCAGGAUGUGGUGCAGCCCACCGUCAAUAUCCUUCGAUGUCUUUUGGUUGGACUUUCUCUUUCUGACGCCACUCGGGCCAAGUCGUUGGAGGCAUCAACGAAGCACUUGAUCGAUGUUACGCCCUUUUUCGGUUCCAACAUCCGGAAAUUCCCCCCGAGGAAUCUUGAAACCAAUACGUUUGAGUUUCUCUCUUUAAUGAGCCUGAACGUAUCCAUCAACGGGCUCGAGGCCUUUUCCUCAGCCGAUCGAGAAGCAGUAUUUGGUUGCUUUCAUGGCUUCUACAAUGAUUGGAACAGAAAACUGGAUGCUGACAGAAAGGAGGAAGCCGCCAAGACCAGCAUUUACAGGUUUCGCGGCGCCUUGGAAGAUGAAGAGGAGCUUGACGCGAAUGAAUUCAACGAACUGUUUCCGGCCUUUGAUGAGGAAGAUUCUACCUCUCGGGGAGACACAAAGCCAGAUUUUGUCCGAAACAUAUCGUUAAUGGUAGCGGACGCACAUCGCAAAAUCUUCCUCGAACGACAAACGCCCUCGGCGGCUUUUCGUGAAUGUUGCAUGAGCAUUGGCCAGCGUAUCGUAACUGAGCUGUCAGGUGAAAGUAACGUCGAUCGAAAUACCAACUCCAGCAUGUUGGCGAGUACACUUGUUUUCCUGAGUGAAAAGACCGACGAACUGCAGCUUACUGUGCCAGACAAGGGAUAUAACUUCUACAAGAACGCAAACUUGACCGAAGCGAGGCAGCUGGUUAGUCUGGUUCUCCGAAUCAAAGCGCGCUUCCGCGAACUGCAGCAGAUUGACGAGAUUGCACAUUUACAACCGUUGGCGGAUGUGAUUCAAUCAUGCGACAGGCUGUUGGAGCAAGUCAACGGGGAACCUCUAGCCAAGCUUUUACCCAAGGUUGAACAGCUUCAUGCCCAUGUAUAUGAAUGGCAAUUCGGUGGGUGGGCCAGCAAGACUCAUGGUGUCUUGCCUCUCCACGAUUCAAUCACGGAUACAAUCAUUCGAUGGCGACGACUCGAACUCUCAACGUGGGCGAACCUCUUCGACAUGGAACAGAAGAAGUGUAAAGAAGACGCUUAUUCCUGGUGGUUUGUUUCCUAUCAGGUUGUUAUCGCGAUGCCCUUGACAAUGAUGGAGUCGCCAUCCGAGCUGCAAGAGUAUGCCAAGCAGUUGAUUGAGAAUUUGGAGCUGUAUUUCACUACAUCCAUCGUCGGUCAAUUCGAAACUCGAGUUGCCCUUUUGCGCCAGCUCCUCAGCCACUUGAAUUUGCUGACAUGCGAUUACCCUGUCCUGAGUGUGAUAAGUGUUGCGAUGACCAACUUUCUGCAAUACUACUCGAGAUAUGAAACGCCGGCCCGAGAGGCAAUUCAGAAGGGUCAGGUGCCAAUCGUGAAGAAGAUGAAGGAUGUUCUUCUCAUGGCCAGUUGGAAGGACACCAACAUCAACGCUCUUCGGGAUAGUGCUCAGAAAUCUCACAAGAAGCUCUUUAGACUAGUUCGCAAGUUUCGAAGUGUCUUGGGUCAGGAGAUGAAGACGAUCAUUUCUCAAGGCCUCCCCGAUGAGGACGUUGUCCCAGCAGCAAAAGGCGACCCAGUGCCCUUUGACUCCGGAAUGCAAGACAUCAGUGUUGCACCUCUGGUCGAAUCUUUGCCUGGGUGGCUAGAAGAACAUACGAGACUGCACAACCUGUCCAGGACUGUCUCGAUAAUGAGGAAAAUUACCUACAGUCCUGAAGUGUCGAGCAAUGUCGCCGUCCUGCUCUCGGAUUUUGUUGCCGAACUCAACGCAUCCAUGGCCGAACUGCGGAAGGAGACACCAUGCACCCUUACGGAGGAGACCAAGAUUCAGAUCAAGCAUCUCAAGACGAGGAAACGCAAACUCUUUGCCGAUACGCUACGUGACCUACGAGCUAUGGGGUUGCAGCACAACUUGUCGGGGGACAGACUGGUGCAGCAGAGUACCCUUGCUGCGAUCCUUUCGAAAAUAUCGCCAUCCAGUCCUGCCAAGACUGGAGCAGAGAAGGACGCUGAGUAUUUCUUACACAAGACUCUGGAUCUCGCUCCUAGAGCCAGGGACGCUGCCCGUGAGCACUCUGAAGAUCUCACUGGUGCCGAGGUGGCGAGAAGUGUUGGGUUUAUGGAAGGCUUGAUUAGUUUCAGCCUGUCGCAACGCCAGCACCUUGGCGCCACAGCCAAGUCCCAUGAGUCUUUGCAGAAGGCCAUUGAUCAGUUCAAGCAGCUGGGAGAGUUUUCAAAGAACGACAGGUUGGUGCAUAAUAGUCGGGACUACAAUUGGCGACGUCUGUUACCAUGGCUUGAGCACGGUAUCGAAUAUGCUGCUCUACUUAUUGAAAUCCAUGGAAAGCUCGGCAAGGUCGACAACCAAGUUCCGAUUGACGGCUUGAGGAGAUGGGCUGAACGUCUCAAAACACGAUCGACCGCUGCCAGUAACCUUCCCACUCUCCCUCCUCGUAUCAGCUCCACCGCUCAUGACAAGUUGAAUGAAGAUGUUCUCGCAGAUCUGAAGGAAAUAGAUGAAGACAUCACUAAACUGGCCGAUGCCCGCCCCGAUUUGGGGUUCUGCCUCGGCUAUCUCAAAGUUGGAAUAGAAGCCGAGUUCACAGGCAUUGACAUGUCUAGCAAGAACACCAGACUGAGCGAGUUCGCUGACGCCAUCUCCAAGCUGACGGACACGGUUCUUGUCGCCAUGGAGCGUGCUAAGAAGCUCGGCAUUGUCAUUCCCAGGGACCCUGCCGAGCCAGGUUGGCUUAGCAAACAUAGCGAUGCUUUCUUCUCCAUGAUGCAUCAGUUGCACAUGAAAAAGGUGGAGCGAACUGUUCAGGGCUGUGUCGAGAUGAUUCAGCAGCUUCAGCUUGACGAUCCGGAGAUCAGCUCGGCAGCAAUGUGUCUUGUUGGCCUCGCCGCCCCAGUUUUAAAUCAGUUUGACGCUCUUUGCUCGAGAUUGAUUGAUCAAGGACAGGAAUUACAUCGCGCCACAGCCCACAUGUCAUACAAUCUUACCAAGGCGUUCAGUCAAAUCGCUUCGCAAGGCUUCUGCACUCCAAACGAAACGUCUGAGGAGUCGUCGGGCGCUGAGGGGCAGCUGGAGGCUGGCACAGGCCUAGGUGAUGGUGAUGGUGCUGAAGAUAUCAGCAAGGACAUCCAACCCGACGAGGACUUGACUGAGCUAGCUCAAGAAGCGAACAAGGAACAAAAUGCUGAUAUGGAAGACGAAAAGGAUGCGGUAGACAUGGCAGACGAGGACCUGGAAGGGGAAAUGGGAAGCGUCGCUGGCCAAGAUGAGGAGGACGAAGGUUCCCAGAAGGGCGACGAAGAGAAGGACGACAUGGAUGAAGAGGCCGGUGAUGUCGACGACCUUGACCCGACGGCCGUUGACGAAAAGAUGUGGGACGGCAAGGAUGACCAAGAGGCGGAGAAAGACCAAAAAGGAAACGAAGCAAAGGGCCAGCAGCAAGAUGAUGAACAGGUGGCUGGAGAAGAAGAGACAAAACAAGAGCGGGAGAAGCAGAGCCACGAAGACGUUCAGGACGAGGAAGAGCGGCAAGGUGAUGAAGAAGAAUCAGAGGACGAUGAUAUUCACGCUCAGGAAGAACUCAACCGUCAGGACCAAAAUGUGCAAGAGCAAAGCGCGCUCGAUCUUCCAGAGGAUAUGGAGUUGGAUUUUGAGGACAAUGACGCGGUUUCGGACAGCGAUGAAGCCGAUGAUCUUCCAGACGCUAAUGAAGCAGCCGAUGAAGUUGAAGAACCACCUGCGGAUGCUGGCGAAGACGACGAGAAGAUGGAAGAUGACGAAGACCAAGGACUGCAUGACAAGGAAGACGAAGAAGACAAAACCAGUCAAGACGAAGAAGGCGAGGGGGAAGUAGUCGCUGGCGCGGAAGAAGUGACGGAAGAAGUGAAGGAAGAAGUGGACUCAGGCGCAGAUAAUGACGCAGGUGACGAGGGAGAGGAAGAGAACCCAGCUCCAGUUUCUCAGCUGCCGCAGGACCGUGCCAACACUGACGUGGAUGAUGCCGCUCCGAGUGACGCGAAAAAUUCGAGCACGACCCAAGAUCAACAGGCCAUGGAUAUCGACGACACGUUCGAGGCUCAGGCAGCGCAGCAGGAGCAGGGGGAGAUGGGAGAUGGGGACGCGGAUCAAGAUGCCAGCGCAGGCACCAGAGGAGGGACCUCUCGAUCGAACGAAAACAAUGAAAAGCCCCAGCAGAACAAGGACGAGGAAGAAGCAGCAAGAAGCGAUCCGUUCCGAAAACUAGGCGAUGCGCUGGAAAAAUGGCACCGGCAAAAUGCAGAUAUCUUGCAGGCGAAUCAGGAAGAUGCCCCAGAUCAACGAGGGGACGAUCAAACGGACGCAGAGCAAAGACGGCAAGAAUUCCAACAUUUACAGAACGACGAUGCAGCUGCAGACACUCAGGCUAUGGGGACCGCCGCCGAGGAUGAGGUCCAGCCGAUUGAUGAGACAAUGGCUGUGGAUGACCGAGGGACUGGGGAGGAUCCCAAUGCUCACCGCAUGGAGGAGGAUGCAGACGACGAAGCUGUAGAGAGCGCAGACAAGGUGGACAUGGACGACGUGGCAGAGGCACGCGAAACGGAAGCGACGGAGCUGGACGGGGUCCGCACUGGCGUUCAAACUCGACAGGGCAACUACAACCAGGAAGACUCGGCGUCGGAAGCAGACGCGGAUCUUUCGCAAGAAGUUGGGCAUGACGGGCCGAUUGAAGAGACGUCGGAACAGCUAUCGUCGACUCACCUGUCCAACGAGGCGCGGGGACUCCGCGACUACGGAGAGUGCGUCCAUCAGUGGAGCGAAUUUCAACGCAAAUCUCAUGCACUCUCACUGGCGUUGACGUCCCAACUACGGCUUAUCCUCACCCCGUCGCAAUCGACCAAGCUGUCUGGAUCCUUCCGGACGGGAAAACGCUUGAACAUCAAGCGCAUCAUUCCAUACAUAGCAUCCAGCUACAAGCGUGACAAGAUAUGGAUGCGGCGAGCGAUUCCGACGAAGCGCACGUACCAGAUCCUGGUUUGCGUCGACGACAGCAAAAGCAUGGGGGAGUCGUCUUCGGGAAGGCUGGCCAUGGAGUCGCUCGUCAUGGUGUCUCGCUCACUGAGCAUGCUGGAAGCUGGUCAGGUCGGCGUUGUCGGCUUCGGCGCGGACGUCUUCACGGCCCACGAGCUCACGGAACCGUUCGCAUCGGACGCGGGCGCCAAGGUGCUGCAAAAGUUCUCCUUUGGCCAGGACAAGACCGACAUUGCUCUGCUGAUACGCCAGACGAUUGACAAGUUCCGCCAAGCCAGGGACCAAAGCGGCGGCUCUUCGGAUCUGUGGCAGCUGGCUCUGAUCUUGUCGGAUGGCCUGACUCCCUCUUCGGCGCACGACCCGAUCCGCAGGCUGCUGCGGGAGGCCAUGGAAGAGAGGAUCAUGGUGGUCUUUAUCAUCAUGGACGACACGGGGAAGAGGAAGGGCGACAGCGUGCUUGAGCUCAAGGAGGCCAAGUUUGUCAAGGGGGACAACGGGGAGAGCCGGGUUGUGAUUGAGAGAUACCUGGACACGUUUCCGUUCCAGUACUAUCUGAUUGUGCACAAUCUGGAGGAGCUGCCCACGGCGCUGGCGGGCUUGUUGAGGACAUGGUUUGCAGAAGUAGCGUCGUGA
This is a messenger RNA of Ustilaginoidea virens, 14664 nucleotides long. RefSeq lists its product as uncharacterized. NCBI's taxonomy places the organism in Eukaryota, Fungi, Ascomycota, Sordariomycetes, Hypocreales, Clavicipitaceae. Gene Ontology annotation, molecular function: ATP binding; ATP hydrolysis activity. The record is from RefSeq and is a predicted model, not a curated record. The coding region runs from base 1 to 14664 and encodes 4887 amino acids. Gene Ontology annotation, cellular component: nucleus; preribosome, large subunit precursor. The transcript is spliced from 2 exons. Gene Ontology annotation, biological process: ribosomal large subunit assembly; rRNA processing.